AUGGCUGGUUUGGAAAGUUUGAUUGUCUUGGAACGUGGCUUGGUUACCGCCGCGAGGAAUCCACCGUGCAAGAUUGGAAAUAUCGGGCAAGGUGUUCCCGACAAUGAACCAAUUUUUUACUCAAAAAUUUUCCGACUUUUCCGUCAAUCGAAAUCUCUUUUCGUUUCAGGCCUCAAAUACCUUCACUCAGCCAGAAUCCUGCACAGGGACAUAAAACCAGGGAACUUGCUCGUGAACAGCAACUGCGUGCUGAAGAUCUGCGACUUCGGUUUGGCCCGAGUGGAAGAACCGGAUCAGAACAAGCACAUGACUCAGGAAGUGGUGACGCAGUAUUAUCGCGCGCCGGAAAUCCUGAUGGGGGCGCGACACUACACAGCAGCUGUGGACGUUUGGAGCGUUGGUUGCAUUUUUGGCGAGCUCCUUCGUCGACGGAUCCUCUUCCAGGCACAAAGUCCCGUGCAACAGCUGGAAUUGAUCACAGAAUUGCUGGGCACGCCGACCCUCGAGGACAUGAGGUUCGCAUGCGAGGGUGCGAGAUCGCACAUGCUGAGGCGCGCGCCGAAACCGCCCUCGUUGACGGCCCUCUACACCCUCAGCAGCCAGGCGACGCACGAGGCCGUCCAUUUGCUCUGUCAGAUGCUAGUCUUCGAUCCUGACAAGAGGAUCACCGUGGUGGAUGCACUGGCGCAUCCUUAUCUGGACGAGGGGAGACUGAGAUAUCAUUCGUGCAUGUGCACGUGUUGUUACACGACCAGCGGCGGCCUCAGACAGUACACGGGGGACUUCGAGCCGGCCACUUCACAUCCGUUCGACGAUCUCUGGGAACGGAAACUGACCACCGUUCAGCAGGUGAAAGAGGAAAUGCACAAAUUUAUAGCGGAACAGCUGAACACGUCGCGCGUGCCGCUCUGCAUAAAUCCGCAGUCUGCGGCGUUCAAGAGCUUCGCAAGCUCCACGGUGGCUCAUCCCUCGGAACUGCCACCAUCUCCUCACCAGUGGGAAUAAAAAUCGUCUCCGAAAUCGCGAACGCUGAUGAUGACGAGUACUCGCUUCACACGAAGAUGCACGCUGAAGAAUUCCCGACAGCCUGAAGAAAAAGAAGAAGAAGAAGAAGAAGGAGAAGAAGGAGAGAGUGAAAGAGAGGGACUUAGAAUGUAAAUGGACGAACGCGUGUGAAACGAGAAGAUAGGACAGAGAGAGAGAAAGAGAGAAAGUUACAGGCCAGGGAAAGAGGUAAAGAGGAAAGAAGAGCGAAUUCGGAGAAAAAGAAAAAGUAGAGGACAAUGAAGAAGAAGGAGAAGAAGAGCCAAGAGAGACAAUAGACUGCCGAGCACUGAAGCUUCAAUUUUCGACUAGCUGAUAUGUAUAUACAUAGACACGUAUAUGUAUAUAGAUAUCUAUAAAUAUAUAUUAUACAUACCGCUGUAUACAUAAGAGAGGGAGCCUAGGGAGAAGAGUGUGGAUCGACACACACGAGGAAAAGAAA
Molecule: messenger RNA, 1486 nt
Organism: Frieseomelitta varia
Lineage: Eukaryota; Metazoa; Arthropoda; Insecta; Hymenoptera; Apidae
Gene: nmo
Product: serine/threonine-protein kinase NLK
Exons: 8
Coding region: 1-1005 (334 amino acids)
Biological process (GO): protein phosphorylation; intracellular signal transduction
Cellular component (GO): cytoplasm; nucleus
Molecular function (GO): MAP kinase activity; ATP binding
Source: RefSeq, a predicted model, not a curated record